CGCCCCGGCUGGGUGUGGACACAGUUCUCGGGCCGCGUCGGGCCGGGCGGGUGGCGCGUUCCUGCGGGUUGGGCGGCUGGGCCCUCCGGGGUGUGGCCACCCCGCGCUCCGCCCCGCGCCCCUCCUCCGCCGCCGGCUCCCGGGUGUGGUGGCCGCUCCAGCUCUCCGCUCUCCCAGCUCCGCGCCGCCGCCCGGCCCCUCUAGCUUCCCGGUAAGGCGGUGGCGGCGCAUCCCCCGGCGACUCCUCCCGUUCCCUCUUCCGCUUGCGCUGCCGCAGAACCAUGGCCAACCUCGAGCGCACCUUCAUUGCCAUCAAGCCGGACGGCGUGCAGCGCGGCCUGGUGGGCGAGAUCAUCAAGCGCUUCGAGCAGAAGGGGUUCCGCCUCGUGGCCAUGAAGUUCCUCCGGGCCUCUGAAGAACACCUGAAGCAGCACUACGUUGACCUGAAAGACCGCCCAUUCUUCCCUGGGCUGGUGAAGUACAUGAACUCAGGGCCGGUCGUGGCCAUGGUCUGGGAGGGGCUGAACGUGGUGAAGACAGGCCGAGUGAUGCUUGGGGAGACCAAUCCAGCAGAUUCUAAGCCAGGCACCAUUCGUGGGGACUUCUGCAUUCAGGUUGGCAGGAACAUCAUUCAUGGCAGUGAUUCAGUAAAAAGUGCUGAAAAAGAAAUCAGCCUAUGGUUUAAGCCUGAAGAACUGGUUGACUACAAGUCUUGUGCUCAUGACUGGGUCUAUGAAUAAGAGGUGGACACAGCAGCAGUCUCCUUCAGCACGGCGUGGUGUGUCCCUGGACACAGCUCUUCAUUCCACUGACUUAGAGGCAACAGGAUCGAUGAUUCUUUUAUAGAGCAUAUUUGCCAGUAAAGCUUUUGGAAGCUGGA
Messenger RNA from Nomascus leucogenys (northern white-cheeked gibbon), 880 nucleotides. It is a transcript of the gene NME1, whose product is annotated as NME/NM23 nucleoside diphosphate kinase 1. Lineage: Eukaryota; Metazoa; Chordata; Mammalia; Primates; Hylobatidae. Gene Ontology annotation, molecular function: nucleoside diphosphate kinase activity. The record is from RefSeq and is a predicted model, not a curated record. Gene Ontology annotation, biological process: GTP biosynthetic process; CTP biosynthetic process; UTP biosynthetic process.